AUUCAUGACACAGAGAACGUUGUCGCAAACCUGGGCAAAAUGCGCAGAUUUCAUGCUCCAAGUGUCUUACUGGGGUUCCUGACUGUGGGCAUAUCGUUGGUAACCUCUGAAGACCAAGGUUGUCAGCAUGGCUCGGAUGCAUCCACUGCUUUGUGGUCAGCAGCAAAAAGUGGCGACUUCCAGAAGGUUCAAGGAUUGCUCCAGUGUUGUGCAGAUCCAUCAUAUUACUCCAAAACAGGAAGUCGAGCUCUUCACGAAGCUGCUUUCAAUGGACACAUUCCAACCAUUAAACUCCUUUUGAAAUAUGGUGCUGACCCUAAUUCAAAAAAGACCGAUGGUUGGGCACCCAUACAUCUUGCAAUUCGGAAAGAAAUCAAUGCAGUGGCUGUGGUCAAGGAGCUUUUGCAUGGAGGGGCUGAGGUCAACCUGGUGACCAGUGGUCCAAGCUUCACAGUGUACGACAUCGCGCGUAACGUACAGAUGUCGCCAGCAGUGAUGGACUUCCUGAGAGCCAACGGCGGCUUGGCGCUGCAUGAAAUCGCCGCCAAGUCCUCCCGUGAUGCGCGUCCUUACUCCGGUUCUCGACUUCAUCUGGCUGCGCGUUAUGGGGACACCACUGCAGUUCGGGACUUACUCAAAUGUCCAGAAAUGGCAAAGCAGGUGUCAGCUGUGGACUCCGCCGGCGCCAUGCCAAUCCACGAAGCGGCUUUCCGUGGAUUCGCUGACAUUGUUGAGGCGCUGCUGGAGUCCGGGGCGGAUCCAAAUGCGCGGAAAGCUGAUGGAUGGGCGGCGAUUCACUUGGCUGUGCGGCCGCAGAUUCACCCAGUGCCGGUUUUGCUGGCGCUGAUUGAACAUGGCGCUGAUAUUGACUUGAAGACUAAGGAGGGCUUGACAGCCGAGCAAAUGGCGAAGCAGUAUCCGGGAGUCUGCGAGUCCACCAAAACUUUCUUAUCCUUGGAAGGACUGGUAGUCUUGGUAGUCAGUUUGGUAGUCGCCGCUGGUUAA
Molecule: messenger RNA, 1005 nt
Organism: Notodromas monacha
Lineage: Eukaryota; Metazoa; Arthropoda; Ostracoda; Podocopida; Cyprididae
Source: the annotation of a GenBank genome assembly